This is a messenger RNA of Camponotus floridanus (Florida carpenter ant), 1479 nucleotides long. RefSeq names its product cytochrome P450 4C1-like. The coding region runs from base 342 to 1223 and encodes 293 amino acids. The transcript has 10 exons. Lineage: Eukaryota; Metazoa; Arthropoda; Insecta; Hymenoptera; Formicidae. The record is from RefSeq and is a predicted model, not a curated record. Gene Ontology annotation, molecular function: monooxygenase activity; iron ion binding; heme binding.
UCUUUAUGUUUCUUUCUACUUAGGAUUAACAUUUAGAAUAACAAGAUAAUUAUCAAUUUUGUCGGAGAAUUAAUUUGUGACAUGUGUGAAGAAUCAAAGAAACAAUAAACAGAAGAAGCUUAAUUUGACAGUUAAAAUAUCAACGUUAAGGAACAAUGUUUAUAAAUAUAUUGUUAUUAUAUCGAUUCAUAUUUAUUAUAUCGAUAUAUUAUUAUUACGUACAUUAUGGAAGAAAAGGACGAUUUCUUCAUCUUUUACCGGGACCUCCGAGCGUUCCGAUUUUUGGUCACGCAUUCCUAGCCCAAGUUUCAGCAGGCAUUAAAUGGUAAACACGGCGAAAAAUGUUAACUCCUGCAUUCCAUUUCAAUAUAUUAAAUCAGUUUGUUGAUAUCUUGAUCAAGGAAGGUGAUUGCAUGACAAAAUCUUUGAAGGAUGUCGGAGGGACAGUUGUGAAGGAUUUAUUACCAUUUAUCAGUGAAUAUACGCUAAACGCAAUAUGCGAAACUGCCAUGGGCGUCUCUUUGCAAAAUCUCGACGAGUCCCAACAACAGUAUCGAAAUGCAAUUCACGAAAUAAUCGAAUUGAUACUUUAUAGAAUAAUAAGGCCUUGGUUGUAUAAUGAUUUAAUAUUCUCAUUAACACCACAAGGAAGAAAACAAAAAAAAAUCUUGAAGAUAUUGCAUGAAUUUACAGAAAAAGUCAUUGUGGAAAGAAAACUUUAUCAUGAACGUACAGGUAAUCGAUAUUUAAACAAUAUUGGAGAUAAUAAAGAGAUGGAGGCAGAAGAUGUCGAAGUAUUUGGAAUUAAAAAAAAACGGCUAGCCAUGUUGGACCAUUUAAUAGCGGCAUCUCGAGAAAGUUCUUUAACUGAUUUGGACAUAAGAGAGGAAGUCGAUACUUUCAUGUUUGAAGGUCAUGAUACUACAGCAGCGGGUAUAAUGUUUGCUUUGUUAUUAUUAGCGGAACACAAAGAUGUUCAGGAACGUGUGAGGACUGAAAUUAAUACCGUAUUGCAAGAGAACGGAGGGAAACUUACCAUGAAAUCAUUGCAAAAUUUAUCAUAUUUAGACAGAUGUUUAAAAGAAGCGUUACGUUUGUAUCCCAGCGUAUUUUUAAUAUUACGCAAAACUGCGGAAGAUGUAAAAUUAAAUUCAUAUGUCGUACCUGCUGGAACACAUAUACAUCUUAAUAUUUAUGGAGUUCACAGAGAUCCUAAUUUUUGACCAAAUCCAGAAAUAUUUGAUCCUGAUAGAUUCUUGUCCGAAAACAUACGGAAGCGUCAUUCUUAUUCCUACCUAUCAUUCAGCGCAGGACCGAGAAAUUGCAUAGGUCAACAAUUCGCUCUGUUGGAAUUGAAGGCUAUUAUAGCUCCUUUGGUAUAUAAUUUUUAUUUGGAGCCCGUUAAGGAUUUAAAGGAUAUUCAACUGAAGGCCGAUAUAAUACUUCGUCCUUCUCAUCCGGUUCAUAUGAGAUUUAUCC